Molecule: messenger RNA, 1050 nt
Organism: Naumovozyma dairenensis CBS 421
Lineage: Eukaryota; Fungi; Ascomycota; Saccharomycetes; Saccharomycetales; Saccharomycetaceae
Exons: 1
Coding region: 1-1050 (349 amino acids)
Source: RefSeq, a predicted model, not a curated record
AUGCAAGGUGGAAUCAAGAGGAAAAAUGAUAUCUUACCAAGAUAUAAAUCUGGUAAAUACAAUCCAAAAAAGAAAAACUUUAAUGGAAGUCGUUUCGCAUUAACUACUCCAAUGAAAAAAUUGCUAGGUUACUCUGUAUUAUUAGUCUUAGUCUACUUAAUAUUGAAUUUCGUCACUUCUGAUUUCAAUAAGAAAUCAUCUUUCGAGUUAGAUCAUAUUAAUGACCUGUCUUCUUCUCUACUAAAUGGUGAUGCCGCAGCUGCUGCUCCUCCAAUAACAAAUAGUCAUGCAUCAAGUAAUAAUAAUAAUAAUAACAAUAAUAUGGUAGAUUCUAACAACAUUUUAGAUAAGAAUACUGUUAACCAUCCUGAAAAAGUUUCAAAAGAUAAAUUUAAUAACGAAGUCGCUAAACAACAAGAAGUUAAAAACUUGGAGAAAAAUAAUGAGUUCAAUAAGAAGGAUUCAUCAGCAUCAAAUAAAAACUCUCAACAACAACAACAACAACAACAACAACAACAACAACAACAACAACAACAACAACAACAAAAGGAAAGUAAGAAUAUCCCAAAAGACGUUGAUAUCGAUUCUAAUAAUGGUGAUGACGUAAACGAAAACGUGAAUUCAAGUGGAACCCAGUUGAAAAAAGAAGAUUUUGAACUAGAAGGUUUAAAACAGAAUGAAAAAAUUGAAAGAUUAAAGAAAUUAGAAAAGGAAUUAGACCUUUUCGAGAAAAGACUUGCUAAGCAAAUUGACCAAAGAGUGAAUAAGAAGGAUAACAACAAGCAAGAACAAAAACAAGAACAACAACCACAAGAGGAAAAAGAAAUUCCUAAAGAAGAAAAGACUCCAAAGAAUGAAUCAUUAGAAAAGUUACAAAAUGAACAAUUGAAGAAAGAGGAAUUAAACUCUGAGACUAAUAAACAUGAUUCUCCGGAACAAUUGGAAGAAAAUAAAAAGUUACAACAAGAAUUACUAGAAAAGGAAAAAGAUUCAGAGCCUGACGCCAAUAACUUAGCAGCAGCCGAUGCCGCUGACGCCGCUAAAGUCUAA